UUCGAAAUUUAAAGUCGACAUACAACGUUAAAAGCGGUGCGACUUUAUGAUCUUAUGAUAUGACAGUGGAGCUUCCAGGGUACAACUUGUUGUAUACAAUAGGGUCCGGGUCUUUUGCAAGCGUUAAAUUAGGCGUUAAAAAAAAAUCUUUAAAAGCAGUCGCUGUUAAAAUAUUCGAUACUCAAAGAGUGGAGGAACUAGUAAUUAAAAAGGAAAUAAUGACGCACAAAUCUGUAGAGCAUCCUAAUAUUAUAAAGCUGCAAAGUUUUAUGCGAUCUGAAGAUUUAAAGUAUUGGUUUCUUAUAUUAGAAUAUGCCCCUAACGGUGAACUUUUUGACAUAAUAGAACCUGAUGUCGGUAUAGAAGAAGAUUUUGCUCAUUUUUACUUUCGUCAGCUUAUUUCUGCAGUGAAGUAUCUUCACAAACUGGGUAUCGCGCAUAGAGAUAUAAAACCGGAAAAUCUUUUUCUUGACCAAAAUAACAACUUAAAACUAGGCGAUUUCGGGUUAGCCACUUUUUUUCGGUAUAAAGGAAGAGAACGACUUCUGGAGACUAAAUGCGGCACAUUUCAGUACAUCGCCCCGGAAGUUUACUGCGGAAGUUCCUAUGCUGCCGAGCCGGCGGAUCUUUGGUCUUGCGGUAUUGUACUGACUGCGUUGCUGACCGGACGUUUGCCGUGGGAUGUUCCGUCCGUUGAGUGCCGUGAAUUUUCUAAUUGGGAAAAUCAAGAAGUAAUUCGGCCGCCCUGGAUAUUUAUGAAUAGCGAACCCAAAAGUUGCAAUUAUUUACUUUUAUGCGUUUCACCGCAAAACCGUCUCACCUUAAGCGGAAUAGAGGGGAACAGUUGGUUUCUACGAUUCAAUCGGUUGAUUGAUUUCACGGCUGGCGGUAAGUUAUCUUCCACUACACUGUUUUGCCUAUUAAGUGAUCAAACCAAAGAAGAAGACUUCAUUAAGUUCGCGGAGGACGUUUUGCCCGAGCAGUACUGUUCAAAACGACUCCGCACAAGAAGCAACGAGAGCACUUGUUUGACUGACGGCGCGAGAACGGAAACCGUCCUCUUAGAGGGAUCGCUGUUGAGUCAAUUUUGCACACAGCCAGUUGGAGAGAGAAGCGGAGUUACCAGCGAUGCGGGCCGGCAAAACUUUACACAACCCACUCAACCGGAGGAUAUGUUUGUCAGUCAGAAUCUAAUCUCCCCGCAAUACUCUCAGUCAGCGAGGAUAUCACAACUCGUUCUGCGGAUGACGCGCUUUCUUUCCACUGAAGAUCCUGAGAAGAUCUUUACGCUUCUCAAAAAUAUACUAAGCACAGAAUCUUAUAAGUACAAAAGCAAUGACGAGGCCAUGAUGAUCAAAGCUCAAACGUUUGGGGCCCGCAAAGCUCUACUGGUGUUUACUGUCCAGCUCCACCGUUUGAAUGACACAUUCCACGUCAUCCACUUUAAACGCCUUAAAGGCGACGGUUUUGAAUUUAAGAAGAUUUUUAAAACCAUCAAAGACGAUAUGCAGCACUUAAUCUACUGAAUGCGACCUUCAAAAAGUAAAGAAGAG
Molecule: messenger RNA, 1553 nt
Organism: Zophobas morio
Lineage: Eukaryota; Metazoa; Arthropoda; Insecta; Coleoptera; Tenebrionidae
Product: serine/threonine-protein kinase Chk1-like
Exons: 17
Coding region: 60-1526 (488 amino acids)
Biological process (GO): protein phosphorylation; intracellular signal transduction
Cellular component (GO): cytoplasm
Molecular function (GO): protein serine/threonine kinase activity; ATP binding
Source: RefSeq, a predicted model, not a curated record